Molecule: messenger RNA, 3790 nt
Organism: Anolis carolinensis (green anole)
Lineage: Eukaryota; Metazoa; Chordata; Lepidosauria; Squamata; Anolidae
Gene: tmem238
Product: transmembrane protein 238
Exons: 2
Coding region: 3228-3584 (118 amino acids)
Source: RefSeq, a predicted model, not a curated record
CAAUAUUUACUAUAUUUAUUACCAUUUAAAAGUGAAAAUGCCACAACAGUUAAAGAUACUGCAGUGUUGUCAUGGUUUUGUUUUGUUUUUUUGGUUGGGAUGACAGAGGAAAAAUACAAUGGGAAAAAACCCCAGUACAGUUAUAAUGAGAUUUUCAUCACUUAAGAAACAGCCACCAAAGAAAAAGAAAAUGACAAAACAAGUAGAGCGGAAACCCUGCAAAGUUUUCAGAUCAACAUUUCUUUAAAAUGUAAAUAAGACAACUCUCUGGAGACCUGACUGAAACGCUUAUGUUCAAAAAGCUGCAAAGAUCAAUAGGACAGUGCAUAUGUAUGAGUUUGAAAUGUCUCGUUCUUCUUUUUAAAAGCUUACUCCUGGAAGUUGUAGGAGCUUGAAGUGGCAAACAUUUGGUAUAUUCCAUGGAUACCUCAGCUGUUAGGAAAUGAGAAGUGGAUAGUUUUGUAGACCUAGGAUACAUUUACACUGUUGGAAUUAAUUCAGUUUGACACCACUUUAACUUCCCUGGUUCAAUGCUGUGGAAUCACAGAAUCAUAAAGUUGGAAGAGACCACAAAGGCCUUCCAGUCCAACGCCCUGCCAUGCAGGAAAAUGACAAUCAAAGCAUUCCUGACAGGUGGCCAGCCAGCCUCUGCUUACAAACUUCCAAAGGAUAAUGGGACUUGUAGUUUUACAAAGUCUUUACCUUUUUCUUUCAAAGAGUGCGGAUGCCUCACCAAACUACAAUUUCAAUUAUUCCAUAGCAUUGAAUUAUGACAGUUGUGGUGUCAAACUGCAUUAAUUCUGCAGUAUAGCUGCACCAUAGGAGAGAAAACAGAGACAUGCUUUCUUCAUGAUUGAUUCCCAAAGGAGCUUUGGUAACAUUUGAGUCCCAUGAGACUAGAUGAAGAGUUCCCAUAUGAGUGCUGCUGUUCCUUAUGGAUUGGUGAUGCUGCUGAUGUGAGCAUUUAGCACAUGAUCCACGACUCUAGUCUGAAUGCUCUCUGUGUAGUGCUGGAUCCAGCUCCAGGGAAGCAGCAGUCAUGCCACUUGGAUAACAUGAAUCAGGCUUUUGUACUUUACUGUGGAGUUAAAUACAGUGUAAUUACACUUCCUUGAAAUUUCUGAACAGCUGCACAUUGACAGAAAUGAGAGGGAGGCUAUAUUUAGACAACAUUUGAGACUCAUCUGCACUGUAGAAUUCAUGCAGUUUGAUACUACUCUAAAUGCCAUGGCUCAAUGCUGUGGAAUCCUGGGAGUUGUCAUUUAGCAAGACCUUGAUCCCCUUCUGCCAAAGAGUGCUGGUGCCUCAACAAACCAUAACUCCCAGGAUUUCCUAGCAAUGAACCAUGGCAGUUAAAGUGGUGUCACAGUGCAGUAAUUCUACUGUGUAGAUGCACCUUAUUUGCGGAUGACAAAACGAAAGGAAAUGCAGACCCAACUGCCUCACCAGCUCCUCCAGACAUGAUAUUAAAAGAUCUGAAAGUCUGACCCCCAAAGUAAAAAUCAUAAGAAAAGUGGAAGCUGGUAAAAGAACAGCUAUAAUCCUUGGAUGCCUACCAGAAAAGGAUUUGAAGUGAUCUCUAGAAGGUACAAAUAUUUUUUAUUUACUUAUGCACAUUUACCUGACCCGGGUUUUCAUUUCACAUGACCGUAUUAUCAAUUCAGUAUAUUUCUCAAAAAUUGCUGAAAUGUGGAGAACAACUCUUCUUUUUUAUGGUGUGGGAAUCAAGAUGCAUUCUUUCCCUCUUAUUUCUACCUCUGAUAUCAUUUUUUUUUAUUCAAAAAGUAAUUCCCAGAAAAACAUAUGGUUUGUUUACUGUAUUGUAACUACUUUAAGGAAAAACAGAAGCGAGGAAAUGUUCUGCCAUGUCAUCUUUAUCUGUAUUUACUCAGAUGUAAGUACCAUUACAUUUAUUGGAAUUUUGACCCUAGCUGAGCAUGCUUAAAAUUUUCAAAGCAGUCUUUGAAAAUCCACAUGGUACAAUGAGCAGAUCAUUGUGAAUAGUCCUGUUUAUGUCUGGGUGGGUGCAUCUACACUGUAGAAUUAAUGCAGUUUGACUCUUGUUUUAACUACCAUGGCUGAACGCUAUGUAUUCCUGGGAGUGGUAGUUUAUUGAGGCACCAGCACUCUUUGGUUAAGAAGGCUAAGGACCUUAUAAAACCACAACUCCAUCAUUCCAUAGAAUUGAGCCAUUGCAGUUAAAGUGGUGCCAAACUGCAUUAAUUCCACAGUGUGGGUGCACCCUUUAUCAUUCAUCAGAACAACACCUUUUGUCUGCUAUCAAUGCAAAGGUGAGCAGGAAGACUUUUAUUACACCAAUAGGAUUGGAUAAAAACUCACUUUGGAAAGGUGUGUUUGUUUGUUCCUGUGUAGGAAGGAAAACUCUUCAAGAAGAGCUGCUUUUUAUGACCAGCUUGGUAUGCUAUGUGAAGGGAGAGGAACAAAGAAUUAGCAAAAGAUAACUCCUGGUGUGCAUCUACACUGUAAAAAGAAUGCAGUUUGACACAACUGUAACUGUCUUGGCUCAAUGCUUUGGAAUAAUGGGAGUUGUAGUUUGGCGAGGCACCAACACUCUUUGUCAAAAAAGGCUAAAGACCUAUCCACAAAUCCCACAAAUUCAGAGCAUUGAGCCAUGGCAGUAAAAGUAGUAUCAAGCUGCAUUAAUUCUAUAGUGUAGACGCAUCCCUGGAAUCAUAGAGCUGCUAAAGAGAUGGAAAAGGGGGGAUAGAAAUCUGGAACCUGCCUAAUUCUUCAGUAACAGGGGCAAGGAUUCCAAAUAGUGACUGCAAAGAAGAGGGAAGACUCUCAAGUUAGGGAUGAAGUUUGCCCAGGGCAGGGGUACUGUGUAAGAGCUGGAAGUCUCUAUAUUCCAUGGAAGGAGACAUGAAAGCCUGAAUUCUUGUCUCCAGAGGUCAGGCCAGAGUUAAUUCCUUUGAUACCUGAGUUUUGGUCCCUCCCCUUCUGAAACUGGUUGGACAGCUUUCCUGGGUCUCUUACCUGAGCCACUCCUUCUUGCUUUUUUUCCUGGACUUCAGCAGGCCUUUCCUUUCCUGGUAUCCUUUCCCUUCUUGCUUCUUCCUGGGUAGAUUUGGUCCCCAAUUGAACUUGUCCUCUAAUACCUUCUUCUCUUUGUCCACUCUGAAAUUCUUCUUCUUUUCUGCCUUUGUCCUGAGACUUUCCAAACAAGAAGCAAAGUCGAAGGGUCCCCUCCAGGACCCUCGGAUGCCAUGGGUACCUCAGGAUUGGGUCGCUGUCGACUGGCGCUGGCCUUUGCGGUGCUGAUGGACGCUGCAGGCACCGGGGCCCUGCUGACAGGCAUCUUUGCCAGGCUCCGGCUCCGAGGCCGGGACUUUGGGGAUCUUCUGAUCUACUCCGGAGCCGUCCUGGUGUUCCUGAGCCUGCUGGGCUGGAUCAUGUGGUAUACGGGCAAUAUCGAGAUCGCCCCAGAAGAACUGGCAAGGGAUUAUGGUGCCAAGGGAGGCACUCUGGCCCGACUCGCCAGGAAGAUCUCCCGGACCUGGUCCCGACGCCAAGGUGGUGGACUGGCCAUGCGGACAGUGCCAAGCAGCCGGGAAGCAGCCUAGAGGAUGGAUGGUUGAAUGGACUUCUCAGGAUAAAUGAUGCUCAUCUAUGGGAACUGGACCUGAGCUGAGAUCCACUGCAUUAGAAGAGGAUGUUGAGACUCAUUUCUUCACCUGUAUGAUCUGAAGCAGGUUGCCUUUCUUCCUCAUUAUCUUUUGUAAAAACGUUGCUUAAAAUAAUUUUCAAUAAUAUUUUUCCCAAAAACAAA